AUGAAUUUCCUGCUGUUCGCUGCCUUAGCCGCUCUUGCCGUCGUCGCGGCGGCCGACACGUACACCGACAGAUACGACUCGAUGAACGUGGACGACGUGAUCGCGAACAAGAGGUUGCUGGUCGCCUACGUGAAGUGCGUGCUGGAUAAGGGCCGCUGCACACCCGAGGGAAGGGAGCUUAAGUCUCACAUCACAGAUGCCCUGCAGAGCGGUUGCGAGAAAUGCACGGGCAAGCAACGCCGCAGUAUCAAGAAAGUGAUAAAGCACCUCAUACACGAAGAAAACAACUAUUGGAACCAACUCGUCGAUAUGUACGAUCCUAAUAGAACUUAUUCGCGGAUCUAUGAAAAAGAAUUAGUACUUUUGGAGCUGUGGGGGAUUUUGGAGCAGGGGUUCCUCAAGGGU
Messenger RNA from Iphiclides podalirius (scarce swallowtail), 405 nucleotides. NCBI's taxonomy places the organism in Eukaryota, Metazoa, Arthropoda, Insecta, Lepidoptera, Papilionidae. The record is from the annotation of a GenBank genome assembly.